AUGUCAAACAACAGUUACACCAAGGAAGAUAUUGAGAGAAUGAGAAUUGCUAUGGAAGGAGAGACUGCAUUGGAUAGAAUCAAGAGAAAGGCUAAAGAGGAACCUCUUGUACCAGCAGGUGUUGCUUUGACUACAUUUGCUUUGGUCGCAGCCACUGUAGGUGUCAAGACAGGUAACAGAGCCUAUGCAAACAACAUGUUCCGUCUUCGAGUUGCUGCUCAAGGAUUUACUGUUUUGGCCAUGGUUGGAGGCUCCAUCUACUAUCAACAUAAAAAGGAGCAAGAGCAAAAGCAACAACAGCAACAACAAGAGUAA
Molecule: messenger RNA, 315 nt
Organism: Mucor velutinosus
Lineage: Eukaryota; Fungi; Mucoromycota; Mucoromycetes; Mucorales; Mucoraceae
Exons: 3
Coding region: 1-315 (104 amino acids)
Biological process (GO): mitochondrial respirasome assembly
Cellular component (GO): mitochondrion
Source: RefSeq, a predicted model, not a curated record